AUGAAGUCGGGAAUAGGACUACGCUCACAAUCAUCACAGCAAGCAGCCAACGAGGACGCCCGGCAUAGCCCGGAACUCGAAGGUCACGAAACAAACGAUAGCUCCGACGACAGAUCAGCCACGCAGGCGCGCGGUUCGAAUCGACAUCUCGCUGUGGCUACAUCGAAUGAAAGGACAGGAGCGAGGUACAUGACCCGAGAGCUUGAGCCGCAUGGCGUGCAAGAGACGGAUGAGGUCGAGGAGAUCGAUUCCUCUGAUCUCACUGGGCCGAGUUUGAAUCACGCGCAACUGGGAGUCGAUUGCAAAGGACGGCGUCGCACAGUCAGCUUUAGGGAAAUAGCCAUGGACGACUCGAUCUACGAUGACGUGACUAGAAGUACCGGCUGUCCCCAGCUGUACGGAAAUGGCAGUGUUCUAUCGCAGUCCGCGGACAGCGGUUGUCACGAUCCCAUCCGCGCUAUGCAACGCAUUGCAGAGGGCAGAAUGACUUUGCAAUCUCUUCCGAUCGCAAUGAGAUAUUAUAUCGCGGACUUAAUCGAGAAAAAGCGAUUGUCCGAGACCGCCAGCGGUAAGGAGCAUUCGGGCGGUGGGUAUGGUGACGGCGACAUGCAAGCAAUGAUCGACAACAUCGCUCGUCAGAAUGGCCAAAUAUCGCCCGGGAUCGACAAGCCGACCGAAAGUCCGGGAAAAAUGAGCAAGAUCAAUGGCGAUGGAGACUACCAGAGCGAUCUGGAAGAGUCCGCUGAGGAUAGCUUUGCCGUUGCUCUUGGUCGAAAGUUUGCAGUCGCGCACCAUGGGCAGCUCGAUGUCAAUCGUGGUGUCAUUGCUGACCCUGCUCCGGAUCAACCAGCUCUCGGCCCAAGCGACAAUAGCAGUCACGGACGGCAAAGGCCUCAUAAUGUUGAGGCUUAUCUACGACUAAUGCCUGGUAUGACAAAUGCCUCUAUGAGCCCUCAUCCGAUCAUGCUCGACGCGAAUAGCAGCUGGGGCUUCCAACUUGACGACGUCUAUACCAGUAUGGAGACACAGAACGGUCCGAGUCACGAUUCUUACUUGGCGGAUCUUGCCCGGUUGGUAAAUCGUGGCGUACCAACACCAGGCGAAAUGCAGCAUCUGUCCUCCUAUUGCAACAGAUGGUUCGGCGGGACCACUUCUGAACAUUACAGCUUGGGGAGCAGAUACGAAGAUUGUGCGACGAGUUUCGCACCCCAGGGCUCAGCCAUGGCGUAUCCAAAAAUUGCCCAAGCACACGAGACAGAUGGAAUCAAGCGAUUUUCGAUCAAUGAUGAGACCGGUCCUCAUGCAUGGCCAAAUCGGUAUAGUAGCGCUGGAGACGAGUUUCCCUUGAUUCACCAUGCUGGCUUCAUCACAUUGAAGUGAGUGGCUCCACUGGCGUCAACGCGAUGAGUCAGUGCCGCUUCGAUCUUGGCUUACCUUGAGGGAAACUUGUGGGUUGUGUAGUAUCACCAUUGCCAUCUGAUACCUCGCAAAGAGUACAGAAUGGUACUGUCGAUGCAUCGGGCACUGCGAAAACACAGCCACCUUGACAGUACCACGUCCAGACCAGCGAGGCAUAUACUUGGUCAUGGGUCAGCUCCCCGUGUAGCGGCCGAUCGACACAUUAUGAAAUUUAGGUCCUGUAUAAGUAGCACAUCAUUCAAUCCCAGAAAGCUUGUUAGCAUAGUGAGGUAGCGUUGAGUCAUUCCAAACUCAAUAGCAUCAGGUAUUCGAGAAACUAGUACGAUUCAGAGAAGCGGA
Messenger RNA from Dissoconium aciculare CBS 342.82, 1758 nucleotides. RefSeq lists its product as uncharacterized. The transcript has a single exon. The record is from RefSeq and is a predicted model, not a curated record. Lineage: Eukaryota; Fungi; Ascomycota; Dothideomycetes; Mycosphaerellales; Dissoconiaceae. Bases 1 to 1380 code for a protein of 459 amino acids.